Mycena indigotica is the source of this 1092-nucleotide messenger RNA. RefSeq lists its product as uncharacterized. NCBI's taxonomy places the organism in Eukaryota, Fungi, Basidiomycota, Agaricomycetes, Agaricales, Mycenaceae. The record is from RefSeq and is a predicted model, not a curated record. Gene Ontology annotation, molecular function: Hsp90 protein binding. The coding region runs from base 1 to 1092 and encodes 363 amino acids. The transcript is spliced from 4 exons.
AUGGCGACCAACGAGACGAUUGGGCCUUCGCCGCCCCAAAGACGCACUCUGGAAGAAACUAUGGCCGAAUUUGACACAAUUCCGCUUUUCAUGAAGUCGCUUCCCGAGGAACCGGCUAACGACCCAAUAAUCGCGGCCCUCCAAAGUAUCGCUUACGAAGGAACGCCGGAUGAAAUCGCACUCAACUUCAAAGAACAAGGGAAUGAAUACUUUAAGGGCAAACGGUAUCGUGAAGCUAUGGGUUUUUACACCCAAGGCAUCGACGCGAAGCCCAUUGAUGCUGCUCUCCUGGAAGCCCUGCUAUGUAAUCGCGCCGCAUGCAAUCUGGAGCUCCAAAAUUAUGGGACUGUGCUUCGAGAUUGCUCGACAGCUUUAUCAAUCAACCCUCGCUCUUCAAAAGCCUUUUAUCGCUCAGCAAUGGCGCUUCUAACCUUAGAACGAGCAGACGAGGCCAUAGAUUGCUGCGACCGAUGCCUCAAAUUUGAUCCUGACAACAAGGGUGUACAAAGUAUCCGUUCUAAAACCCUAGAACGAAAAGCGGCGCUGGAAAAGAAAGAGAAGGAGCGUCUCGAGCGAAUCCGUCGGGAGAAAGCAGCCGAAACAAAGCUCACCCUUGCAUACCGUGAGCGAAAUCUUAUUGUAAUUCCGCCCAAAGAUGGCUCCCAGAAUCCAUAUGCCCCCCAUUUUGAUCCAGAAGACCCUACUGACUCAUCGCUCAUCAUACCCGUCUUCUUCUUGUACCCACAACAUGCAACUUCGGAUGUGAUCCCCGAGUUUGUAGAAGACACCCCAUUUGCCGCACACAUCGCGUCAAUGUUCCCUCCUCAGGUGCCUCCUCCAAACUGGGACACGAAACGAGAGUAUGUUGAUGGACAGCUUGUCAUCUACGCCAUGACUCACCGAAAACGGCUACUCAAAGUUGGCAAGAAAAUGUCACUCAGAGAUGUUUGUGCAGCAGCCAAAGGAAAGGACGGUGAAAACAAGGAUGGACUAGAGCUUAAAGAUGGUUGUUUGACUUUUGUCGUCCUCCCCAAGGGUGAAGUCGAGAUAAAGUGGGUUAAUGAAUACAAAAGCGGUCGAGACAGUUCAUAG